Exophiala dermatitidis NIH/UT8656 is the source of this 3774-nucleotide messenger RNA. Its product is annotated as serine/threonine protein kinase (Kcc4). Gene Ontology annotation, biological process: protein phosphorylation; intracellular signal transduction. Gene Ontology annotation, cellular component: cytoplasm. The transcript is spliced from 2 exons. Lineage: Eukaryota; Fungi; Ascomycota; Eurotiomycetes; Chaetothyriales; Herpotrichiellaceae. The record is from RefSeq and is a predicted model, not a curated record. The coding region runs from base 1 to 3774 and encodes 1257 amino acids. Gene Ontology annotation, molecular function: protein serine/threonine kinase activity; ATP binding.
AUGUCGUCUUCUUACAAAGCCGCUGAUAGAGCGCCUGUUACACCAACCUACCAGUCCCGAGUCGACAGAAUGAGUACAAAGAGAACUGCCCUUGCAGAGAUACAACCCAAAGCGUCCACAACCCCUGUCACAUCUUUUCGACGCGAGAUUGAAGGCCCACUCGGAUCCUCACCGCGUCUACCUCAUCACGAAUCCUUGAAACCGGAGGGCAAUCUGUCAGUGAGACAAAAAGCCGCCGCAGGAAAGGUACCUGCCAUCGAGAACAAGCGUCUAUCAACAAUUGCAGACGAGGUUUCUGCGGAUGCUAAACGAGAUUCUCAAGUUUCUACUGCAUCCGUGGGCACAGCAAUCAUCAAAGCAAAGAGAAAGACCCACGUCGGACCAUGGCAGCUUGGAAAGACGCUCGGCAAGGGUGCCACUGGCAGAGUUCGCCUUGCGAAACACUCCUUGACCGGCCAGGUUGCGGCAAUCAAGAUCGUCUCAAAGAAGUCCGCUGCUUUGGUGCAGAGUGCGAGUAUGGCUCGUAUGGACACCGAGGAAAGCAGGGCAAUGAUCGCAACAGGCCCCAGAACCAUGCCAUUUGGGAUCGAGCGCGAGGUCGUGAUCAUGAAAUUGAUUGAACAUCCAAACAUCAUCAACCUCUAUGACAUUUGGGAGAACCGAGGCGAGCUCUACCUGGUCCUCGAAUUCGUGUCUGGGGGAGAACUGUUCGAUUACGUCUCCAGCAACGGUGCUCUUCCGGAGGAGGAAGCUGUCAGACUCUACCGACAGAUCAUCGCAGGCCUAUCCUAUUGCCAUGGCUUCAACAUCUGCCAUCGAGACCUCAAACCUGAGAACAUACUCCUUGAUAACCAUCGAAACGUCAAGCUCGCCGACUUUGGCAUGGCUGCUCUCCAGCCGGACGGGACCUGGCUGAACACCUCAUGCGGGAGCCCACACUACGCUGCACCCGAAAUCAUCCAAGGCGACCGAUACCGCGGCGACAAGGCCGACAUCUGGAGCACUGGUAUUAUCCUCUUUGCCAUGCUUAAUGGCUUUCUGCCAUUCGAUGGAGGCACGCUGCCAAAUACUUUGCGUCUCGUCAAGAAAGGGGAAUACUUUCUACCUCCAAGUUUAAGUGUGGAAGCAUCCGACCUGAUCCAGCGUAUUUUGCAAAAGAGACCAGAAAAGAGAAUCACUAUGGAGCAGAUCCGGUCCCAUCCGCUCCUUCGCAAGUACGAAAAAUACCAUGCGAGCCUUGUUCCACCCCAACCUCAGACGGCGCGGUCUGCAAAUAGUGAGUACCAAGCGAAGCGUGUCACUAAACGAUCCGACAUCGACCCCGAGGUUCUGCGAAAUCUUGCAACCCUAUGGCAUGGCCAGAAGAUUGAGGAGCUGGUUGAACGACUGAUGAGCGAGGAGGCAAACCAUGAAAAGCUUUUCUAUUGGGCCUUGAUCAAGUUCCGAGAGGAUCAACUUGAAAACUACCCCGGUGAUCCUCUUCAUUACUCUGCUAGCGACUACCAUCAUUUGACCAAACCAGCUCCACAACCGAAGAAGCGCGGCCGUGGUCAUGGCCGCCGGGCUUCUCAGUUCUCGAUUGUCAGCGAUGACAACAACAAGCGUGAAGGAUACUACAAAAAUCCCGCAACAGCCACGAGCAAGGCGACCCAGAGCAGUUAUGACCCGUACCGUGCUUCAAGAACUCCGAUCACAGAAAGUAGCCAAACCCGGGCUACAGUUGUUGUCCGUCGUGGUGCCAUUACCCCUGAUGGCCAGUCGGUAAGUUCUGCUGGGAGCAUGAGACGGAGGGCUAUACAGCGCGAUGAGGAUCACGUCCCGGCUCUUCCUAGCUUCACUUCAGAGGAUCUUGACAGACUGGCUCACAAGAAGCGAGCCUCGUACUCUACUGCAACAUCUAGAAGCUCUCUAUCGAGUGCGAGACGACAUCCCCGAAUCAGAAAGUCAGUAAGCUACAAGCGGCAAGUCAAUUUCGCUCACCGACGCCAAGGUCUUACCGGAGGUACCCGAGCACAUUCACGGGCAUUGGUGCAUGAGAGUGGGCUUUCCGAACGGCCACAGACACGCAGCACGAUUGCCCCUUGGUCCGAAACCCAGAGUACACCAAGCUUACCCACGCCGCCACAUGACUACCGCCCCCGCAAGUCCAGCUCCGAGAUAGAUGUGAAGAAGCCUAGGGUCGCGAGCUAUUACUGGAAAGACGAAACACGAAAGGUGAGCGCGGAGCUGGGGAAAAUCUGUGAAGAAGCAUUCAACCGGUCUUCAGUGUCCACAGAGAGUGAAGUGAGCCCGCAUGCGCCAUUGGACUCGUCAUUAACGUCAGUUUCCGCACACAAUGCGAGGCUAUCAGGCAACAUCCGAGAUCGUCCUCUUCCGGCCACGCCAGUUCUUCAAGAGUUGAUCGAGCGCCGGCAGAAGAUCAUCGAGACUUGGGGAGACGCUGAUCCAACUGUGCUUGCUGAUAUGCUUGCUGCUGUCGAUAAGCGCAUCGACAGCGAGUUGGAAAAGCAGAGAAGCCACGAAAAGCGAGCAGCGUCCGAUCCUACUCACAACAGUGUCAACGGGAGAUACUACCGCGCUGUGUCUCCGUCAAAUACCAUGGAUGACUUGAGGCGCAACCGCGAGGAGAGUUCUAGGGCGGCAUCAGAUCCUGUCAAAUACAAGACACCGCGGGCUCGACAGGAGAACACCAUUCGACUUGUCACCCCUGAUCCAACUUCACCUUUGGCUCGCAUCGAGCCUCUGAAAGUUCGUAAGAACAAAGCUAUGCCCAUCAACUCUCUACGUGGUGGCCCGACCGAACUUCAACAAGAGCGCGGUGGGUAUGAUCCUCGGCUCUUUGUCAAAGCUGGAUUGGACACAAUUGAAGAAAUCCCCGCCUCACCGAAGAAGGCUGCGGCUCGCAAGUGGUCAUGGCUUGGGAAGCGUACGUCGGGUGCACAGGAUCCGCCCGAGACGGCGCCUUCCUUGGAGAAUGUUUCUGACACCACUGACCCCCAAGGAUCGCAGGUUGUGCAACCUCGCGAAUCAGGCGCUUCUUCGACUCUCGAGGGAGCCAGAGGCUGUGAUACCGAAUCAGUUGAUGUCGAGUUGAAUAUGGAAAAGAAGAGAAAGUGGUUUCAGAAGAUGUUCGGGAAAACUUCAAGAGCAAAGGAGGCUCAGUUGACCCAGCCCCUAGAGCAUCGUAUCGUGCGAGACCUGUCGAGUGAAAUCGGGUAUGACGAUGCCGAUCAUGAAGAGGGGCCGGACAACUGUUCUGAAAUCCAAGUUGGACCACCCAAAACUUAUCCUCCAGCCACGAGCGUCGAUGCUGCGGCUGCGGCAGCAGCAGUUGGGCCCAUAGAAAUCAGCCAGAAUUGGUUCGCCAAAUUCUUCCACAUCAAACCCGCCACUCGAGUGAUCUGUGUCCAGAUCACGAAAGGAAGAGCUAGGAGGGAGCUCGUCAAGCUCUUAAAGGAAUGGAGAAAGUAUGGAUUGAAGGAUAUUGUCAAUGAACGUCGUGGAGGCGCCGAUGUCAUCCGAGGUCGUGUUGAUGCUUCUAACUAUCUUUCACUGAAACCGGUUCAUUUCCAUGCGUAUCUGUAUUCAGUCCUCGAGCAUGGUCGAAAAGCCCACUUGAGUGUCAUGAAAUUCACCCAGGAGAAGGGUGCGGCCAGCAGCUUCUACAAGGUUGUUGAGACAAUCGAAGCCGUCAUGAAGGAACGAGGGUUGCUGGUGCUGGAUGCACAGAGAAAGAGGGGCAUCGAGCAUAGUCUCAAAGUUUCGGGUUUGUAG